This is a messenger RNA of Gryllus bimaculatus (two-spotted cricket), 5519 nucleotides long. The record is from the annotation of a GenBank genome assembly. NCBI's taxonomy places the organism in Eukaryota, Metazoa, Arthropoda, Insecta, Orthoptera, Gryllidae.
GUGCCCGCCCGGUGUAUAGUAUCCGAGUGGCAGCAACCGGCAGUGGCGGAAUUCCAUGUGCUGAAUUAUAAAAAUUACAAAUUAUAUUUGCCGAAUUUGUUAUUCUCAGAUAUUUGACAGAUAUGUUUUUUAGGAUACACUUUUCUUGAAUUACGGAAUCAAAAGUAUGACUUGUGUGCGCACGAGUAAAUUUGUAUUCGAGCGGUCUUUCUUGGAGGUUAUGUGAGAAUAAUAUCCCUAUCGAAUUGUGUAUCCGUUUAUUGAACAAUGUCUGUCCUUCGUAUGCGGUGUCAUUGUGUUAAAUUCAUUAGAAGAUUUAGCGUUCUUCCAGAAUAUACAGAAAAACCAGAGUAUCCACCAAUAUUGGAUCUCUCGCGAGAUGCAGUGAAAAAAAGAAAUGAUGAAGUUUGGCAUAAUAAAAUUAAAAAUCUCGAAAUUUUAGAAGAAAAAUUGAUGGAGGUGAAUAUGCCAAGGUAUUAUGGAUGGCCAUGUAUAGGAUUGUUUGAGGGCAAAGUGCCAUACGGAAGUUUACAAUUUGCCCAGUAUAUUACAAGAACAUUUAUAGUCACUCAACAGGAGUUGCCCAUGCUUUACCAAGCUGCUGGAAUUGUAGAUUUAUGUGCCCCUAUUUUGGAUCAUGUAAAGAAUUCAAUUAAAGAAGCAAUUGUCUUGGAACAUGCAGUAGAAAGGAGUCCUUCUGGAGAAUUAAAAGAUAAUGGCGAUGAUGUUAAUGAGCUUGGGGAUGCUAUAGUACAUCAAAUAAAUCGUGUUAUCAUAAGUUCUUUGUCUGCUGAUUUUCCUCAUCUUCAAACUUGCCAGGUUGACCACUUUCCUCGAAUAGAAUCUUUCUGGAUAGUGGGAGGUAUAGAUCCUCCAAAAAGACUAGAAAAAAUACGAAAAACGUCUAAUAAUGGAGACCUAGGCAAACCAGUGGAUGUGAAAUUCCAGUACCUAGGUCGUCCAAUAGCACAAUUGCGACAUGAACUUCCCCUUCAACCAGCAGCAAUUGAAUCAGAAAUUCAGAAGAUAGAAAGCAAUGUACCUGAGUUUCAUUACGAUCCUCGUGUUUUGGGUGUAGAUAAACUGCAACGACAUGUUACCAAUAUUCCAGGUUUUUGGCCAGGAGAUAAGUCUGAGUUCCCGUUGAUGUCCUUUCAUUCUAGCAAAUACCUUGCUAAUCGGUCAUCUUAUGAUGAUUCCGAGGCUGCACCUUAUGUUCAUGCUGUGCUUGCCUCAUUUGCAUGGCUUCAGGCUCUUGCGUGUUAUAAAGGAUUUUCAACAUUCCAGGAUGUGACCUAUCCUUUGCUAACACAGACUGUUCUCACUGAUGGUCAAUAUUGGUCUUUUUAUGUGUAUCAAUUGAAUACAAUGUUGUUGCACUCAAAUCAUGCUACUGAGAACCAAAAGUGCAAUUUAUGCUGGGGAACUAAAAAGUUAAAGCUCUUCGAUAAAAUUGAGAAUGGUAAAGUUGUGGGUUUUAAUGAAGAAGUUCUGAAGAUACUUCUGUAUUUUUAUCUAAAUGUGCCUCACGUGCGGUCUGGAGUGGAACUAAAACCAUACUUGGGUGUCAAUAAUAGGUAUAUAGCUGAUAUCCCAGAAAAAGAUAAGCGUGUUUGGUUGGAAAAACACUUCAAACAUAUGUACUCAAAUCGGCCUAGGAAGCUAUUAGCUGAUGAACUUUAUCAUUGGGAGAAAAUCUAUAAAGUUGAUCAUAAAACUCGCCCACAAGAACCAAGAAGAAGGCCGUUUGAAUUGGGACAGUUUCCACUAGAAAGAAGAUAUGAUGACCAUACACCAGCAUAUGUUCGAAAGUCAGAAAGGACAGUGAAAUGGAAAAAGUUUGAAAAAACGUAUUAUCCAUAGGAAAUGUUUUGUUUGUUUUUUUUUUGGCCUCCAAAGCAAAAGUUAAAUUAAUUUUAUGUGAAACACUGAAUCACAGAAGCUAGUAAUUAUUCAGAAAGUACUGAUAUAUGGAAGUCAUAAGAGUUAACAUUAAUUUAGAAUGAAGUAGUAAAUAAAUGAAUUUGUCAAGUUGAAGAUGGUGAAUAUGAAGUUAUGUUGAUUUGAAUAAUGUUAAGAGUUAUGUGAAUACGAACUUCGUUCCUCUUGAAGGCCAAAAAAUAAUUACUUUUCCUUCGAGAUAUAUUUCCUUCGUUAUUAAUGUCAUUGUAUUGAUAUGCAACCUAGUAAAUUGAUUUUGAGUUAUGUAAAAUACAGUACCACUAGUGUUGUGAUAGCAUUGUGUUAGACAAGCCGUACAGUUUUCAAUAAAAUCUAGAAUUCUAUGAAUGGGUUAGUGUUGUUGGUCAUUUCAUUUGAAAAACUCCUAGUUUGCAAAUGUUCUAAAACUUUAUUGUUCCUUCAUCAGGGCUUGCUACAGUUGAAUAUUGCAGAGCAUAAUACAAAUCAUCCAACAUAUGGCAUCAAGGACACCUGCAUAAAAACACCUCCAGUCUUUGGCUCUGUUUUCCAGAGGGUGGAGGUGCUUUCAUGCAGAUGUUUUUCAUGCCAGGUGUUGGAUGAUUUAUUUAUAUUAUGUUCUUCAAUAUUCAACCUUAGCAAGCCCUUAUGAGGGAAUAAUAAAGUUCCGAAACAGUGGUAAACUAGGAGUUUUUUCAAUGAAAUGACCAACCAUUAACUAUUCCUGGAAUUAAUAGCAUGGUCAUAAAUUCAAGAGCUAAAUCUUGAAUAUUUUACUAACUUAAAAAACUGUAAAUUACUGCAUUCAUGAAUGCUGAACAUUUUAUGGUCUGUAAUUCUCUGGAAUUCCAUGUUUUCAAAACGUAGGAUGUCAAGUUGGAAGGGAUGUUAAUAACCUAUUUCUUAUGUCAGGAAACAGGUGAUAGAAAAAAAAUGGUUUGCUAAGAAGAAUAUGUGUUUCUGGGGCAGUGUCUCCCAGAGUGGCCUUCGCUCAAAUGAUAACAAUUUUCCAAAAAUAAGUAAACAAGAUUUUGGUCAAAAACAACUUCAUUUUUUCUCUUGAAGGUGUUUCAAUGAAUGGAGUGCAAUGUCCGUAACUUUAGAUUUUUCAAAAAUUACCCUUAUGUAAUUCCACACACACUCAUUUUUGGAGCUGAUGUUUCUAUUUUCAUAAUAUUUAUUUUUUUGGAUGUACUAUUCUUAAAAAUAAUUUGUAGUUUUAUUUGAAAUAUAAAUAAAAUGUUAUUACAUAAGAUGUAAGUCUUUAGAAAUACAAAUUGUCUAUACUGAUCAGCAUUGGGAAGAAAGUAAGUGAAUAUGUAUUCCUUGUUAUAAAUAGCUCACAAUUUACAAAAAUACAAAAUCUUCCCUAAUGCAAGAGCAAAGUGUAGGAUAAUCCAAGUUAUAUCACCUGGGGUUGUAUAAUCAAAUUGGACAUGGUUUGUAAACUGAUUUAAAGAUUACAUCUACUAACCAGCGGUGUCGCCCCCGAGGUGCGUCCUGUGUGAGAAACGUGCAUUUGUAGUGAAAAUCCUUUGUUCUUUUACGACCAGAGUCGACCCCCGAAGAAACUUGUUAAUUUUCGCUCACUUAGGCCUGACAGAGCUCCCUUCGAGGAAGCGGAGCUGCUGCACGGCGCCGCACCCUCCCUGCCCACAUGUUGCCGGAUUCGCUGCGUUGUCCAGAAGAGGCGAUGUGCGCUGUCACGCGUAUAUGACUGCGCGCCCGGACAUUCGCGAGUCGACACCGCCCUCGCUCUGUUUGAGCGUCUCCGAGGACGUGUGCUCUCAAAUUCACGUUUACAUCCUGCUAAUUGUCGUGGAAUUUAUCCUAAUGUGCUCAGAGCUGGCCUACUUGGGUCCAGUAACGACGCACGAAGGAGACGUCAAUCACACCCAUUCAAUAGGCACAGUGACACGCGCCCGGUACCACCGCCCCUUCGACCGCCUGCGUCCCACGAGGACGCCCUGUGGAAACGCCUUUUAACACAGCAGUAACACCCGUAAAAAUUAUCCAAACAAAGAGCAAACGUUAACCUUAUUCGAGACCGGGUUUGUGAGAAAGAUCAAAGAAAGGGAGGUUUGUUCGAUCUUUCGCACCAUAAAGUUAGAGGAAGCUUCGAGAAGCUUGCCCGCGUGACAUCGGCGCCAGCGAAUGGAUCAUCUCGACGCCGUUGCGAAUCGCUCGCCUCAAAAUUAUUGCGUUCUCAUUGAGCGGGAAACGAGAAGACGGCCUCGGCCCGAGAUUUCGCACGGGAAACGCAGGCUUUGAGGAAGGAGCGCUUCGCAGGGAGUGACACGAUCUUGACUUCAAUCUGACUACUACAAUUUCAUCUCUGAAUUGCGACACUUCGAGACAAAAUUCCGUGAAUUCAACUUUAAUUUCAUCUCUAUAGAGCGUCCAAGCAUCUGUUUGCAGUACAGCGCUUAUAGAGAAUAGCGUUGCUACGUCUCAGCCAACGCUUGCUUACUCGCGACACUCGCCGUGCUGGUUACUCGGAUUAACAUGACAUAUUUUGCCCGCUUGUUCAGAAUCUUUCAAAAUCCAUAAAAAUUGAUUUUUAAGUGCUAUGAAGCAUUGCAAGUACACCAGUAUUAUUUUAGCGCACCCGUUGAAGAGUGAGUGCUCAGAGCUGCCGGAAGAGUUCAUUCCUCAAACUUCUCGGUUUAGGUGGGAGCGCGUCCACUCCCCACAACGUGCUGCCCUUUUUAAAAUUGUUUUUAAUGUAUACAUAUUUUUAUUUCUUGCCAAAAUUAGGCUGGCGAACUAAAUGUUAGUUCAUGAAAUUUACUCCUACGUGACAUCUAGUUCUCCUUACAAUUUAAUUUAUUACAAUUAACUAAAUAAUUUUCUUUUGAUAAUAAAACAAUAUAGUUUCAUCUUAAUUUCUUUUUUCUCCAUUAUCGUAUCAUAUUAAUAUUGGCUAAACACACACCCCACCACUUGGCAUUUGUAAUAUGUGUCAUCCCCAGCACAGAUAGAUGGACAGGUCUACUAUCAACAAAACAUUAAAUCAUUUAGAUUUAAUUUAGUGUGUAUAAGGUUUUAACUUGUUCGAAAGCUGUACUUAAAUGUAGUGCAUUGCAAUAAAGGAUAUCUGCAGUUCUAGCAGAGUAACAAUAUAACAGAAAAUAUACAUCAUAACAUAACAUAAAUAAUAUAUAAGAAUAUAAUUAACAAACAAUAUGACAGAAAACAAAUAUAAUGUAUAUAAUAAAUAGUGCUAAAAAAUUGGAUUACCUCGUGCAUUAAAGGGUGUUACUGGUAAUCCAAUUAUUAGCAUAAAGUUAACAUUAAGCCUAAUCCAGGAAAACAUAGAGUUCAAGAACUGUCAAUCCGUGUAUAGAAGAUAUUGGUUUAUGUGUGUGACCGGUAGUGUGUUACAUUCAUGUACAUAAUUUAGCAGCUGCUGUCCCCCGGAAGAGAUAAGACUAUGAACACCACACUGGAGUCCAUUAUUCUAUACAUAAUCUUGUUAAACCUUUACACUCCCAUUACAUAGAGUAUUUGUUACAACAUAUAUACAUGCACUUAUAUAUUUAUACAAUUUUACAUUUAUUUCAAUAUACCCUAAUAUGUAUGGAUACUUAUAAGAAUAU